This is a messenger RNA of Symbiodinium natans, 1473 nucleotides long. The record is from the annotation of a GenBank genome assembly. Lineage: Eukaryota; Dinophyceae; Suessiales; Symbiodiniaceae.
AUGGAUGAGAUCUCGCCCUUGCCAUCAUCCCAGCGGCUCAGAAAAUGCUUCCGAAGUUUGCGCCCCGCCAUGUGCUGGAGGUGGGUACGAAGGCAUGUUGUGACUGCCUGUGCCCUCUUGAUUGUCCUUAUUGUCCUUACUUUGGUCUUCUCGGCGGAAGCGCAAGGAUCAAGUUUGCUGCCGGAGCUUUCUGGUCUGAAGCCGCUCUCGUCAAAGGCGAAGCAGGCCGACGCAGGCAAGCCCUCGAACUUCACGACAGGAACUACAGGAACUACAGGAACGAGUGUUCAGGUGGCAUCUGGAGUGGUCGCCGCGAGCCCAUUCAAGGUGCCGGAUACUGAGCCUCCCAGAAGUCAAUUCUUGCCAGUGUUCCUGGAAGAGGAAGUGCUGCAGAGGAACACUUACCCGAUAAAGUUGAUCCCUACAUUCGAUGGACAGUGGACGGUGGAUGAUCCAACACAAGCUGUCUUCUACAUCGUGUGCUGCGGCCCUCUCGAUCGCAUGCUGCAUCUGCCGCUACGGACGCCCGAGCGGCCCUACUUGUGUUACGAUUGUGAUGCUGUCCUUGCCAUCGACAGGUUGGAAGGGGGCUGCUGGCAGAACUGCGCUGACAUCUGGGCUUUGCUGUCUCGGCGGGACUUCAUGUUUGCGUCGUCCGAUCUGCGGUAUUGGGACAAGGGCAAUGAUUCGGCACUGCCCUUGCCUGGUGUGACCUACGCUCACCACUACCCAAGGCCAGAGAAGCUGCAAGCGCUCAGAGUGCCACCAUCGAAUCCACCGAGGUAUUUUCUGACCUUCCAGGGGCUUUGGAAUGUUGGGAAGGGUGGCACAUGCUUUGUCCGCCUAAAUAUGGCCGCCAUUCUGAACAGUACGAACAAGUUACCAAAGGCAUUGAAGAACUCCGCCGGCGAGCCACUGCCGCUGCCAACAAAGAGUUAUGAACCUCCGUCAGAUGUCUUUAUAUCGAUUGCAGGCGAAACGCACAACUUAAAGGAGCAAAGGAACUACUAUUCGUUGUUCGAUUCUGCUUACAGCCUUGUCCUGCACGGGCAUGGCCGAUGGAGUUACCGGCUGAUGGAAUGCUUGAGUGGAGGAGCGAUUCCCGUCAUCAUGGCCGAAGGAUGGAGUCUUCCUUUUCAAGAGCUUAUCGAUUGGGAACAAAUCUCCGUACAGCGGCCAGAGUCCAUGGGCCUCGAUCCUCAGGGUCUCGUUGAGAGCCUGACUCGUGAUCCUGAAAGGAUAGCAGCCACUCGAAAGCGUGUUGCGGAGGUCUUCGAGAAACACCUUGGGACAUAUCAGAGCCGACUCACUGCCAUGCUCCGGGCCGCCGCCCUGUGGAAGCAGGACUGGCGGGAGCGGGAGAAGGGGACAUUGAGGAUGCUGGCAGAUGCCUUCGCGGUGCAGCGACCCGACAAGGUGUUGAGCUACCUACAAUCUGCAACAAAGCCGCCAGAGGCAGGCACUACUUCAUAG